GUAAUACGAAUUCAAAUCUACUCCAACAGCCGCGCCACCUGGAUCUCUCCGUUUUGUCUCCGUUUGUGCGUGCAUUUUUACCUGCAUUUUUGAGUGUUUCACGUUACGCGUGUGUACCGAUUUCACUAAUUAUCGCAAUUGUCGAUUCAAGGCUAAACCGCCACCAAAACUAAAGAAGCAAGAUGAUCUCCAACUUGGAUUUUACUGACAACAAGGCCAGCAGCAAGGUGCUGAGGGCUCCGGGCGGUGGAUCGAGCGACAUCUUCGGAUCGGAGAUGCCGCAGACUCCCAGGGGCUCUGUGAAGAAUCGCAUGGCCUCCAACAUAUUCGCUGCCGAGAAGGAUAAUGGAGUGAAAAACAACGUACGACAAGGAGCUCACAGAUUCUAUUUCAUUGGUGAUGCCCCACGCCGCGGCCAGAAGACCGUGGACUCGCACUCUCGGCUGUUUGGGGAGCCCACCCGCCCGAUCACGCCCGCCAAGAACCACAUGAAGAGCAGCAUUCCCUUUGGCCAGAACACAGAGGCAGCUGCCGCCCAGAAGCUGCUGACCACCAACGGCCACUACAACGGCAAGAGCGGAUCCGUGUCCUCGGCCUCGUCCUCGGUCUCGUCCUCGACCGAGAACCUCAAGAUGAACAGCGGCUCGAGAGGAGAGGGAAACCCCGUCACAGGUGAGGGCUACAAGCCAGGCGCAAACGACUUCCACCAGCGUGCCGACUCGGCCCAGGGAGGUACUCCGGUGAUCAACAAGAACCGUGUCCCACCAGGCGGCUACUCGUCGGGACUCUGGUAAUGACACUACACGAUGCUCAGAUCCCAGAAGCACAAGCAAUUUCGAGGGGGAAGCAACUGGAGGGCGGAAAGACCAUAAGAGAAAAAAACCUACAAAAUCAAACAAAAAAAAUAUUAAGAUCGUACUACCCAUAUAAUAUACUACGCAUUACCCUAUCCUGUACUCAAAGAUGAAUGGAGGAGAAACCGGGUCUGCCAACGAAUAUAUAAACACGAGGACAACUCAAUUGCUCAACGAUGUUAGGAUGCAUGGAACAUCAUCGAUGCAGUGCCCGAGAAACGAGAAUUAAUCAACCAACCACAUUUAAGAAGCCGUCGCACCACCCACACUACUACCAUUAGCACCACCACCACCACCAACACGGCCACCAACCACCAGCACGACCACCCAACCACCACCCCAACCACAGCCACUCCAUUGAAAAUCUGUAAUUUAAAUUCUUUAGUUUGAGUAAUUCCAUAAAAUGCCUGUUAUGCCCAACGUCUGCAUGUUGGGAAUGCGUUGGGGAUAGAGAUCUUGGUUAUAUAGAUCGACCAUCCACAGAGACCAUCCUAGGCGUGAGUGGGCCUCGUCGUCGUCGUCGUACGUGGGAAUAAGGAGUACGUGCGUAGGCAUCGGCUAAGGAUGAUGGGGAUUAUCGUUCGAUUCUUCGAUCAAGCAUACACUUUCGAUACGUUAAUUAUAGUUGCAUAUACUACACGCCACAUUUUAUAUUUAUAUUUAAACGAACCGCAUUCACACGAACACACACAUAUAUACAUACAUAAUAUACAUUGUAUUACAUUACAUUAAAUAUGUAAUUUAAACAGUACGCCUGUACGUACUAAUGUGCACGUACUAAUUAAGUGUAAAAAUACAAAAUUCAAGCGCGAAUCUUUGUUCAAUAAAAUUUUUCGUACAUAA
Molecule: messenger RNA, 1697 nt
Organism: Drosophila bipectinata
Lineage: Eukaryota; Metazoa; Arthropoda; Insecta; Diptera; Drosophilidae
Gene: Jupiter
Product: microtubule-associated protein Jupiter
Cellular component (GO): nucleus
Source: RefSeq, a predicted model, not a curated record